Molecule: messenger RNA, 1162 nt
Organism: Triticum urartu
Lineage: Eukaryota; Viridiplantae; Streptophyta; Magnoliopsida; Poales; Poaceae
Product: Haloacid dehalogenase-like hydrolase (HAD) superfamily protein
Source: RefSeq, a predicted model, not a curated record
UUUGGUGGCAGACGCUUCUCUGGCCGUCGUUUCCAGUCGGCCUGCAGGUAGCCCUGUUGCUCGCUUCGCUUAGCACUUCCUGCCUUGAUGGUCUCCUUGCUCCCUCGCGCACCCUACCUUGCCUCCCUCGGCAAACCCACCUCCCGCGCUUCCUCCUCCUCGCUGCGACUGCCGGCCAUGUCCUCCUCCGCCCCCGCCCCCGCGGCCACGGCGGCGGCCGAGCCGGAGGCGUCCCGCCCAAGGAAGAUGCCGGUGCUCUUAUUCGACGUCAUGGACACCGUCGUCCGCGACCCCUUCUACCACCACAUCCCCUCCUUCUUCCAAAUGUCCAUGAAGGAACUCCUAGAAAGCAAGCAUCCAACAUCAUGGUCCGAAUUUGAGAUGGGGCUGAUUAAUGAGGGCCAGCUGGCCGAAAAAUUCUUCAAUGAUGGCAGAUCUUUUGAUUUGGAAGGUCUGAAAGCAUGCAUGGUGAGAGCAUACGAGUAUGUUGACGGUGUUGAAGAUAUUCUUUGCAGUUUAAAGCAAAACAACUAUGAAGUGCAUGCUUUUACAAAUUAUCCAGUGUGGUACCAGUUGAUUGAGGAAAAGUUAAAGCUGUCGAAGUAUUUGUCAUGGACAUUCUGUUCUUGUCACAUUGGUUAUUCUCGUACUCUGUGGUUGCAUCAUAGGCUGAAUCUAUCGAAUGAAAAGGCUGCUUCUAAUCUUGGACUUGGACUUUCUAUCAUAAUGUUACACAGGAAUACGCAAACCUUCACCAGAUUUUUACCUUCAUGCCGUGGAUCAUCUCAAUAUCGAUCCAGGAAACUGCAUUUUCAUUGAUGACAGGAUGGUAAACAUUGAAGCGGCCCUUAGUGUAGGAAUGGUCGGUUUGCAUUUUAAAAAUGCUGAGGCCCUAAAGAAUGAUUUGUGCUCACUGGGAGUUGAAUUGGCACCUCUUGUGCUUGAAGAUGAAACUGAAGUUCAGUAACAUGGCUUCCUGUUUGGUCUUCUGCUCAUGUAAGAUUCAUGCGUAUGAAUUAUCCUUCUGUCUCUUUAUGAACUACUCCGUAUGUUAAAAGCUUGAUGGGCUGUUAUUGUCACAAUAUUAUACUCCCUCCGUAAACAAAUGUAAGACGUUUUAGGUCACUACUACAUUAUAAAAAUAUAUAAUAUGUUAAUUGUA